Molecule: messenger RNA, 780 nt
Organism: Selaginella moellendorffii
Lineage: Eukaryota; Viridiplantae; Streptophyta; Lycopodiopsida; Selaginellales; Selaginellaceae
Product: pentatricopeptide repeat-containing protein At1g11290, chloroplastic-like
Exons: 1
Coding region: 1-780 (259 amino acids)
Biological process (GO): RNA modification
Molecular function (GO): protein binding; RNA binding
Source: RefSeq, a predicted model, not a curated record
AUGGGAGGAUCGUCGAGGAAGGUCUUGCGCCUGCUAGCGCGGAUCAAACAGGAUGGAUUCCUCACACCAGAUGAGCUCCAGGCCGCGGCCGCUGCCAAGGCGAAGAUCUCGCGUUCACAGGCGUUGCGAAAUUACGAGGAGCUCCGCGAGCAAGGGGAAUCGCCCAGUGCCUGGGAUGUCUCCGCGGCGCUGAUGGCGUGCGGGAGCUAUAGGGAUCUGGAAACCGGCCAGAGGAUCCACGCAGAGAUUGGAGUGGCGAACGAUUCCAAGAACACCAUCGCGGCAUCGCUAGUGGCGAUGUACGCGAAAUGCGGCAAGAUGGGCGAGGCGCAGCGGCUGUUCGAUUUGAUGGGCGCGAGGAAGAAGCCGCUUCUGGCGUGGAACGCCAUCGUCCUGGGCUAUGUUCGCGCCGGGAGGAGCGAUCGAGCUCUGGAGAUCUUCCAUUCGAUGCAAAUGGAGGGCGUGAGGCCGGACGAGAGGAGCUUCUUGGCCGCUAUCGGGGCUUGCGCGUCGCUGGCGGUGGAUCCAGGCGCGGAUCAAGAAGAAAAGAAAAACAUUUCGGAUCGGGUGAGAAGAAUCCACGGUCUCCUGGAGAAGAAACUCGUGGACACGCGAGCUUGCUCGAUCGUGACGGCAGCACUGGUGGAUGCGUACACGAAGUGUGGGAGCAUCGAGGAGGCGAGAGUAGUGUUCGAGACAAUGCCCAAGAGAGAUGAUCUAGGGUUUUAUGUGAGCGCUAUAAACCCUAAAAUUAACCUUUUACAAAGUUAUAGAACCUAA